Molecule: messenger RNA, 896 nt
Organism: Seriola aureovittata
Lineage: Eukaryota; Metazoa; Chordata; Actinopteri; Carangiformes; Carangidae
Product: MICOS complex subunit MIC26-like
Exons: 1
Coding region: 39-629 (196 amino acids)
Biological process (GO): cristae formation
Cellular component (GO): MICOS complex
Source: RefSeq, a predicted model, not a curated record
CCUCGGACACCGUAGUGAAUGCAUGGCCCGCAGGGAUCAUGUUGAAGGUGACAGGUAGUGCAAUGCCGGGGACUUUGAGUCUUUUGCCGAUCACCGUCUUUGCUGGUGGUGACGAAGAAAAAGAGACAACCACCACGUUACAUCUGGAUGAACUGUCUCUGUACACCGCUCCUCAGCAGAAGUCUCGGUAUGUGGAGCCCGAAGCCGGUCAGCUUGAGCAGAGUGUCGCCACCCUCAGGAAUGUGGUGGAGCCAUACACGACUUGGUGCCAGGGCACUUACAAUAAAAUUAAACCCAAAGUUCAAAGUUUCGUCCAGUGUGGGAGUGACACCUACGACUACCUGAAGAACCCUCCGAAGGACUUCUACCCCCGGGCAGGAGUAAUUGGCUUUACCGGUGUCCUGGGAGUACUGCUCGCCAGGGGCUCAAGGAUAAAGAAACUCAUCUACCCGGCUGCCCUGAUGACAGUGAGCACCUCGCUCUACUACCCGGAACAGGCUGCCGCCAUCGCAAAGUCAAGCGGGGAUUCCGUGUAUGACCGCGCCGUGCAGAGCUACGCUGCGCUAGAGAAGAUGCUGAACCCCCAACGCAAAACUGAGAAUGGUACCGACCCAGAACCUAAACCCUGAUGACCCCUGCGACCACUCAGCAAGAAGAAAUCAUACAGCAGCUUUUUCGUGAUACUGUAGUUUGACAUGAGCUACCUAGACCGGCUGUGAUCUGUGUGACUUUCUCAUGCCCACUUUUUGCACUAAGCUUCACGUUUCUCAGGCCGGGCAUGGCCUGUCACAAGGGGUUUGCAACCUGAAUGAUUUACUUCUGCUUCUGAUUUGAAUGUAUAUUUAUGUAGAGAAUUAAUAAAAAUCGAUUGUCUUACAUUAAAAUCUUAAGACAUC